Molecule: messenger RNA, 1040 nt
Organism: Linderina pennispora
Lineage: Eukaryota; Fungi; Kickxellomycota; Kickxellomycetes; Kickxellales; Kickxellaceae
Product: ribonuclease H2 subunit A-like protein
Exons: 1
Coding region: 35-976 (313 amino acids)
Biological process (GO): DNA replication, removal of RNA primer; mismatch repair
Cellular component (GO): ribonuclease H2 complex
Molecular function (GO): RNA-DNA hybrid ribonuclease activity; RNA binding
Source: RefSeq, a predicted model, not a curated record
CUUGCUCAUUCACCUUUUCGCUUCAAAAACAAUAAUGGUUGGCAAGAACCCACGGGCCGACAGCACCACUCCCGAGCCGCCAAGCAAACGUGCGCGCGUCGAUUCGGGUGGAACAAUAUUCACCGAUCUUGGCAUGCCCAUGGCGACGCACCUGGCCAAAUCCUACACAUAUGUAUCUAAGCUGCCGGAAUCGCAGCCCACCGACACAUACGUGCUGGGCGUGGACGAGGCCGGGCGCGGGCCAGUGCUGGGGCCGAUGGUGUACGCAGUGUGUUUCUGCAAAGAAUCACACUACAAUGAGCUCUCGUCGGUCGGCUUCGCAGACUCCAAGCAGCUGACCGAAGAGAAGCGCACAAGCUUGUUUGCAAAGCUGCAAACUUUGCAGUACUCGGGCUGGGCGAUCCGGUGCCUGGCGCCAGCAGAGAUCUCAAACAGCAUGCUGCAGACGGCCAAAUACAAUCUCAAUGCACUGGCGCACGACGCGACCAUUGGGCUGAUCCAGGAGGUCAUUGCGCGGGGCAUAAAGGUCACGAAGGUGUUUGUUGAUACGGUGGGCCCGCCGGCCUCGUACCAGCGCAAACUGCAGCAGGUAUUCCCGGAUAUAGAGAUCACGGUGGCGAAGAAGGCCGAUGCGCUGUAUCCGAUUGUGAGCGCGGCCAGUAUUUGCGCAAAGGUGCCGAGGGACGAGCACUUGGCCAGGUGGGUGUUUGAGGAAGGACUGGAGGUGCCGAGGAACUACGGGUCGGGGUAUCCGGGCGACCCGAAUACAGUUGCGUGGCUCAAGGACAAUCUCGACGCAGUAUUCGGCUACCCAGACAUCAUCCGGUUCAGCUGGGCCACCUGCACGAAGCUGCUUGCUGACCACGCCGCACCAGUAGCCUGGCUCGCCGACAUGCCCGCCAACCAGCUGACGUUCCGGCAGCCGCGCCGCUCGCGCUUCCUCCACCGGCCACUGCAACUCUCCUCAACGCUAUGAGGUUCUUUUUAUAAACCGGCAGUUUGCGACAAGAAAAAUAAACAUUUACUGCGGAUUACGCAAC